Microplitis mediator is the source of this 852-nucleotide messenger RNA. RefSeq lists its product as uncharacterized. NCBI's taxonomy places the organism in Eukaryota, Metazoa, Arthropoda, Insecta, Hymenoptera, Braconidae. The coding region runs from base 76 to 681 and encodes 201 amino acids. The record is from RefSeq and is a predicted model, not a curated record. The transcript is spliced from 2 exons.
ACCACAAAUGGUUCUUCAUUUGGACUAAAUUUUUAGUGUUAAUUUAUGUAAAUAUAAAUGAAAAAAUAAUUAUUCAUGGCACGCAAUAACCAGUACACUAAUCACAAUUUUAUGGAAGACAUGCGGCAUAUAAUAAGUGAAAUGGAAAACUUAAAACCAGAAGCAGAAGCUUGUAACGUAUCAUGCCCAACAUUUGGAUGUACCGAAGGACCUUGUUCAGAAAAGUUCAUAAAUAGUGUAGGAUAUAAUUCAGCAAACAGUCCGCAACUAAAACAUGAAUCUUCGACAAUAGCUUCUCGUUAUUUAUCCUGCGCAUCAAAUUCGCCUAAAACAUUUUCUUCCUCAUCUCUAACAUUUUCACCACCAUGCAAAAACAUUAAUUCGUCUUGCGCUAUUUCUGUUUGCCAAGUACCAUCGACAAAGUUGAGAAUUCCUCCAAGACAUUCAGGACUUACAUCCAAUUUAGAAUCUUCACCAACUCAAAUUUGUUAUCCGCCAGUCCAAGGUUUGAUUAAUGCCAAUAUACAAAUUCGUCAACAACAACAAAGUUUACAAUUACCUCGUUCGAUUUGCAUACCAGAGCAACCAUUACAACGAUAUCAAACUUUUACAUCGCAAUUCCUCCAUCAACAACCUUGCCCACAAUCAUCAUCUUAUAUGGUGUCUAUUCCGUUCCAGUAAGAUUAGUAACCGGCAGAUUAACAACUUUCUCAACAGCAACAUUUCUUGCUUGUGUCAAUGGACUAGCCAGUGGAAAAUCUACAAAAUCCUCAUUAACAUUUACACCUGUCAUUUAAAAAAGUAACUUUUAGCAUCCAAACCUAUUGAGUGUAUCUUUGAUAAUAAUUUUUU